Molecule: messenger RNA, 2232 nt
Organism: Lactuca virosa
Lineage: Eukaryota; Viridiplantae; Streptophyta; Magnoliopsida; Asterales; Asteraceae
Source: the annotation of a GenBank genome assembly
GCCUCCCUUCAUAAAAACCACUACUUGGUGCAUCCAUUAUUCUUAACUUGAUUAUAAAUCACGUAUCUAAUCACUCAUACCAUUUCAUAACUCAUAAUGGUUGUUCUCUCUGAACUUUCUGAAGGAUCUUCAUCUUCAUCAUCAACACAUGGUCAUAGAUAUGAAGUAUUUUUAAGUUUUAGAGGUAUUGACACUCGUCAUAACUUUAUCGCUAACCUUCAUAAGGCCCUCAUGGAUGCCAAAAUCACUACCUUCUUGGACGAUGAAGAGAUUGAAAUCGGAGAAGAUCUGAAACCAGAAUUGGAGAGUGCCAUUAAAGCAUCUAGGGCUUCUAUUAUCGUGUUGUCCAAAAAUUAUGCCACUUCCACUUGGUGUCUUGAUGAACUGGUGUUGAUCCUUGAGCAACGGAGGACAUCCAAUCAUGUUGUUAUUCCUAUAUUUUAUCAUGUGGAACCCACCCAUGUCAGGAAGCAACAAAGUAGCUUUGGAGAUGCAAUGGAUAAACAUAGACAGAAGAUGGAGGGUGAGACAAAGGCAGAUAAAAGAAAUAAAUGGGCUCAAAAGAUUGAGCAAUGGAGUAAAUCACUCACAGCAGUUGCUGAUUUAAAAGGGAAAGAUGUAAAUGACAGGCAAGAGAUGGAGUUCAUCGAAGAAAUUGUGAAUGAUAUCUACCGUAUACUGCGUGUACACUUGAGGAGUCCUCUGCCAUUACUUAUUGGGAUGGAGGGUUCCAUUACAUUCAUCACCUCAUGGUUGAAAGAUGCAUCUUCACAUACAACAGAAAUACUCACAAUUUUGGGUAUGGGUGGGAUCGGGAAGACAUCUUUAGCCAAAUUUGUCUAUGGAUUGGAUUGCCGUGAUUUCAAGACUAGCAGCUAUAUUGGAAAUAUCAGUAGCAGAUGUGAUGAAAAAUUUAGUGGGUUGCUUGAUCUACAAAAACAGCUAUGUGAUGACAUUUCAAAAACAAGUCCGAUUCCAGUUGAUGAUGUUUCUAUAUACACCUCAAAGAUAGAGAAUGUUGUGGCUCGUAAAAAGGUUUUUCUAGUUCUUGAUGACAUUGAUAGUGUCAAGCAAUUGGAUGCAUUGCUUGGAAGCAAAGGUUUUUAUCCGGGGAGCAAAAUCAUAAUAACAACAAAGGAUGCAUGGUUGACAGAGAGUUGUGCACUUUUUAAAAUGAAUGUUAAACCCAAGCAUGCAAAGCACUUGCUUCAAGGCUUACAUGUGUCUACAUCACGAAAACUUUUGUGUUUACAUGCAUUCACAACCAACCAGCCCGAGGCAGGUUAUGAAGAAGUCUUAGAAAAGUUUGUGGAGUAUUGUGAAGGGCAUCCAUUGGCUCUUGAAGUUUUGGGCAAGUCUCUAUAUAAUCGAGAUGUAGGUUAUUGGGAAGAUACCAUAAAAGGGCUAAAGAAGGAAGUUGGUUCCCAUAUAAAUAAUGUCUUGAGAUCAAGCUUUGACUCUUUGCCAUUAGAAAAUGAUAAGGAAUUGUUUAAGCACAUUGCUUGUUUUUUUGUUGGAAGAGAUAGAGAUGUUACUGAAACAAUAUUAAAGGCAUGUGAUAUAAACAUAAGAUCUGGGAUCACGAAUCUCAUUGACAGAUGCCUUUUAAGCAUCGGAUGGCAUAAUGAAUUGGUGAUGCAUCAAUUGCUACAAAAGAUGGGAAGAUUUGUUGUAUAUCAAGAAUCACCUCACAAGCCAUGGAAGCGAAGUCGAUUAUGGUGUGACGAGGAGUCAUUCAAAGUGUUGAAACAAAAAAAGGAUAUGAGAAAUCUUCUAGGACUUGCCUUAGACAUGCGAAGGCUUGAGAAAGCUGAGAAUUAUCCACAACGAGUUCAGAAAAGGCAAAAGUUGGAUGGAUCGUGCUUAAAAGAUAAAAGAGGAUUAGAGGAAUCUGAAAUCCAGAUGUAUUACGAAUUUGGAAUAUUCAGCACAAUUUCUGAAGGCAAAGAGAUGCCGAAUUGGAUUACGGAUAGAAGCCAGGGGACAUCAAUAUCAUUUACCAUCCCAUCAUCUUCUAAAAAGCUCAUAGGCUUGAAUUUCUGCUUUGUGAAUACGUUGCAAAUUGGAGAAGAGCUUUCCCUUAAAGGAAGCCUAGCGUAUGGAAGAUGGCCCCUAAGUGACUACUUGAAGCUUAGGAUUUACGAUUGUGGUAACAAAUAUGUCAAAAGCUCCUUGAAGCCAUAUCAUAGUUUUGUUAUCCCAAAGAAUUGGAUUACAGACAUGCAUGUCUAA